GUAAUCCCUGGGGGAAUUAUGCUCAAAAUUAAUGUCGGUCCUGAGACUGUUGGAGAAUACUUAUGUGUCCUCAAUGAUUUACACGCUAAAUUUAUUUUAGAUGCGCCAGGUGUUAACAUGGAAUUUAAACACUGUCAAUCAACGGUGACUGUGGACUAUCUAAAGACAGCUUAUUUGGCAUGUUUCGUCACAAAUGGCAGCAAAUAUACCACAAAAUGGAUUAAGGAUGGCCAAUAUUUCGAAAAUGAGUCUUAUCACUCAAGAAUCGAAAAGACCAAGUUGGGUCUCCUCAUUCGUACUACAGAAGUCAGUGACCAAGGGAUUUACUAUUUUUUGGUAUUUUUGGGGAAUAUGCUGAUAAAAACAAAGCCCAUCAGGCUUAUAGUGAACUGUAUUCCACAAUUUCUAUCCACUAGUUGGACCAAUCAUCCACUUCGAGCCGAGGAUCCUCAUGCUCGGACAACCUAACAACGUCACGUGUAUAAUAGAGGCCAACACAGUCAUAACCCCGGAUAUAGUAUCGGCCGACUUGGAAAAAUCACUGGUAUGUUGAAAUAUUCACAAAGCAGAAUCCGGUGGUGAAAAAGACGACAAUAAACGGAUCGCUCGACGUUUUUGAACUAACGGCAGUUUUGAGGGGCAAAAGCGUGAAUGAUUCGGUUUUUACUUUUUGCGUGGCGAAGGAAGAGAUAGAAAGCACAUCCAAGUUCGUUAGGUUUUUUUUUGCUGGUAUUUUUGUUUUUUGUACAAAAGAUGUGGCCCGAGUAUUAAAUAUGGGGAAGAAUGAAAGUGUGGUCUGGUGGCGGGUCCAGUCCGAGAAGCUUCCCGUUUCUUCUUUCGUUCUUCGGGUGAAGUCAGUGGUUGUUAAAUUGUUUUGAAUUUUAAGAAAAACACUAAAAAUUUGACGGUUGAUGGUGUGAUGUCUCAGAUUGAUUUGGAAAAAUUUUUGAAUGAAUCUGGGACAUACAACGUGACAAUGUGGGCGGUCAAUCCUGUGGGGUAUUCCAAGCCCUUCUCCAUUUGUCUUGAUUUUUCUAGUUUUUUAUGUUUUUAAUGAAAUGUAGAAAUGGAGAAGCAAAUAGAAAAAUCGCAAAAACGUGUUGCAAAAACGACUUUUGUUGUUUCUGGUGUUUUGCCUUUGAUUGUGGUUUUUGUCGUGAUUUUUUUGGCCAUUGCAUACAAGAAAGGGCUUUUUCCAUUUCGGCCGGAUACGAGGAGUGGAGUUUCUUCUG
Messenger RNA from Octopus sinensis (East Asian common octopus), 1232 nucleotides. RefSeq lists its product as uncharacterized. The record is from RefSeq and is a predicted model, not a curated record. Bases 19 to 468 code for a protein of 149 amino acids. The transcript has 3 exons. Lineage: Eukaryota; Metazoa; Mollusca; Cephalopoda; Octopoda; Octopodidae.